This is a messenger RNA of Monoraphidium neglectum, 2394 nucleotides long. RefSeq lists its product as hypothetical. Lineage: Eukaryota; Viridiplantae; Chlorophyta; Chlorophyceae; Sphaeropleales; Selenastraceae. The transcript is spliced from 4 exons. The coding region runs from base 1 to 2394 and encodes 797 amino acids. The record is from RefSeq and is a predicted model, not a curated record.
AUGCUCAGCGGCAAGGGGCGAACUCUGUGCGCCAAGUACGUAUCAUCAAGAGACUCUUACUCCAAGUUCUCAGCGGCAACGGAGUGGGCCCGCUACGCCACGGACUCUUAUCUGACAACAGGCGCGCCCAUCCCCUCGCGAGCCGACAUAGAAGAGGCGCUGGACGAGCGGGCGCGCAUGUUUGACUCCACCACUACCACUUACUACCCAAUGCAGCUGCAGCAGGUCGGCGGCGGCGGCGGCGUCAACGGCGGCGGCAGCCAGGCUUUUGGCCCAGCGCUCAACAUGAGUGUGUGGGUCGACUAUGACACCAUCGGCCGCUACAUCCCCGCGUCGUUUAUAGGCAUCAGCAGAGAGUACACAAACGAGUCUGUCUUUUGGGACCGCAACCUCGAGGCGUGGGGCCCGAUCCUCGACGUGCUGGGCCCGAGCCCGGUGAUCCGCAUCGGCGGCGCCAGCCAGGAGGCGCUCACCGCGCCACCGACGGCCGACUACCUGCGGUCCCUGGUGACGCUGCACUGUGCCCUGGGGGUGCGGUACAUCAUCGGGCUGCCGCUGUUCCAGAAUGCGCCGGCGCUGGCGCUGUCGGUCAAGCAGGCGUUUGACAACGCGUUUGCUAACUUUCCGAGCGCCAUCAUAUCGUACGAACUCGGCAAUGAGCCCAAUUACUGGCCGUCUGGCGGCUCGGGCGCGUUUAUCUGGGGCACCGGUCAGACCGUCUGCACAGCCAUAAACUACCCCAGGCAGCCAGACCUUGUCCCAAAUGGUGCCGGCAUCUUCAGGCCGCCCGGCACCAACGGCGCGGCUGGUAACUACUACCUUUACAACAACUACCGCCCGACUUACCAGCCGUUCAACGCGACCCAGGUCUGCUACACUCCUCGCACCCUGGACUUCUACCCAGGGUGGCAGCGGUACGCGCAGUACUUUGCCAUCGCAGCAAACACGGCCACCGGUUGCAAUGGGCCGCAGACACCUGAGCAGGCGCUGUGGGCGCGGCCCUACUGGGGGCCGACCCAGCGGCGGCAGAACAUCAUAUCGGGACCGGGCUGGGGGGAUCUGAGGGUGGGGGCGCAGAACAUCACGCAGCUCAUCAACCUUGCAAGGGGUUGCUAUUGGUACGAGGCCACGGUGCAUUACUACACCCGGGUCAGCAACGCCAAUGCGACCAUUGCAGAUCUGCUGGACGACCUCAGACUGGACGAGGCGGUGCGUGACGUGUCCCUCAUUGUUAAUGGCAUCGUCAACUCCGACCAGUCGCGCCCGGCCUCUGAGUCAUCGCGCGUCCGAAUCACUGAGGCCGGCUCCGUCUCGGGCGGCGGCAAGAGCGGCGUUUCCAACGUGUUUGCGGCGGCGAUCUGGACGGCCGAGGUCGCCUUCCGCUUUGCCGCAGCGGGCGUCGUCGGCAUCAACUUCCACUGGGGCAACGCGGGCACGUACCAGUACCCGGGUGCGGAGCCGGCGUACAUCGGCGUGAGCAACCGCUUCCUCAACAACGACGCCAACAGGCCCUACCCAGUGGUGCGCGCGCCGUGGUACGGCUACCUGCUGUUCUCGCGCGCGACCGGCAACAACGGCCAGGCUGUUGUGCUCAAUGUGCCGGUGCCGUCGCAGUUCGGGCCCUUCGGCCCAAACUGCUCGGAUGCCGUCAACGUGUACACGUUCUUGCUGCCAGGCACUAGCGAGAUCAGUGUCACCAUCAUCAACAAGGGGGAGUCCAUCAACUGCCAGAUCGCCAUUGCGCUGAACGGGAAGUUCCCAAACGGCACCGUCACCCGGCUGCUGCCCGGCCGGGACGGCAUGCGCUCCACCAGCGGCAUCACGUGGGGCGGCACGACGUACGAGGGCUCGACCAACGGCCGCCUGCGCGGCACCCCGCGCAGCGAGGUGGCGGUGGGCGUGUUCAACGACCCGGAAGUCGGCAACUGGACGACGACUUACACCGUCGACGUGCCGCCGGCGAGCGCCGCGCUGCUGCUGGUGCCCACCGCGGACGGCGGCACGGAGACGAGCGAGCCCGCGCGGCUGACGCCCGAGGAGCAGGAGCAGGCGGAUUACGAGAAGCGGCAGCGGGCGAACGCGGGGCUGUUUGUUCCCGCGCUGCCGCCGGUGUACGGGUCGCUGGGGACGCAGUAUCGCGCCGUGUUUGGCCAGAAUGCAGAGGCGGAGAGGGUGGGGCGCGGGCAGUACGCGCUCCAGUCCGAUGGCACGUACCGCCCCGUCAACACGCCGCUGCCCAGCGGGCCUGUGACGCAGGGCGCGCCGAAGGACGGUGGUGCCGGCAUAAGGCAGGCCAACGGCGCUUGCCCUGGGAUCCAAAAGAUCAUGGACGUUCAAAGAAAGGGCACUCUGGAGCGCAACCUGUUUGGCCAGGGCCAGAGGAGGAGGCACUGA